CUCCCUCCCUUCCAGCCUCCGAAUCCCGCAUGGCCCACCCUCCCCUCCUGCAGCGGUGCGGGGCAGGUGAUGAGCCUCUGUGAACUACUAAGGUGGGAGGGGGCUACACGCAGAGGAGAAUGUCAGAUGCUCAGCUCGGUCCCCUCCGCCUGACGCUCCUCUCUGUCUCAGCCAGGACUGGUUUCUGUAAGAAAUAGCAGGAGCUGUGGCAGCGGCGAAAGGAAGCGGCUGAGGCGCUUGGAACCCGAAAAGUCUCGGUGCUCCUGGCUACCUCGCACAGCGGUGCCCGCCCGGCCGUCAGUACCAUGGACAGCAGCGCUGUCCCCACGAACGCCAGCAAUUGCACUGAUGCCUGGGCGUACUCAAGUUGCUCCCCAGCACCCAGCCCCGGUUCCUGGGUCAACUUGUCCCACUUAGAUGGCAACCUGUCCGACCCAUGCGGUCCGAACCGCACCGACCUGGGCGGGAGAGACAGCCUGUGCCCUCCGACCGGCAGUCCCUCCAUGAUCACGGCCAUCACGAUCAUGGCCCUCUACUCCAUCGUGUGCGUGGUGGGGCUCUUCGGAAACUUCCUGGUCAUGUAUGUGAUUGUCAGAUACACCAAAAUGAAGACUGCCACCAACAUCUACAUUUUCAACCUUGCUCUGGCAGAUGCCUUAGCCACCAGUACCCUGCCCUUCCAGAGUGUGAAUUACCUAAUGGGAACAUGGCCAUUUGGAACCAUCCUUUGCAAGAUAGUGAUCUCCAUAGAUUACUAUAACAUGUUCACCAGCAUAUUCACCCUCUGCACCAUGAGUGUUGAUCGAUACAUUGCAGUCUGCCACCCUGUCAAGGCCUUAGAUUUCCGUACUCCCCGAAAUGCCAAAAUUAUCAAUGUCUGCAACUGGAUCCUCUCUUCAGCCAUUGGUCUUCCUGUAAUGUUCAUGGCUACAACAAAAUACAGGCAUGGUUCCAUAGAUUGUACACUAACAUUCUCUCAUCCAACCUGGUACUGGGAAAACCUGCUGAAGAUCUGUGUUUUCAUCUUCGCCUUCAUCAUGCCCGUGCUCAUCAUUACCGUGUGCUAUGGACUGAUGAUCUUGCGCCUCAAGAGUGUCCGCAUGCUCUCUGGCUCCAAAGAAAAGGACAGGAAUCUCCGAAGGAUCACCAGGAUGGUGCUGGUGGUGGUGGCUGUGUUCAUCGUCUGCUGGACUCCCAUUCACAUUUACGUCAUCAUUAAAGCCUUGGUUACAAUCCCAGAAACUACGUUCCAGACUGUUUCUUGGCACUUCUGCAUUGCUCUAGGUUACACAAACAGCUGCCUCAACCCAGUCCUUUAUGCAUUUCUGGAUGAAAACUUCAAACGAUGCUUCAGAGAGUUCUGUAUCCCAACCUCUUCCAACAUUGAGCAACAAAACUCCACUCGAAUUCGUCAGAACACUAGAGACCACCCCUCCACGGCCAAUACAGUGGAUAGAACUAAUCAUCAGCUAGAAAAUCUGGAAGCAGAAACUGCUCCGUUGCCCUAACAGGGUCUCAUGCCAUUCCGACCUUCACCAAGCUUAGAAGCCACCAUGUAUGUGGAAGCAGGUUGCUUCAAGAAUGUGUAGGAGGCUCUGAUUCUCUAGGAAAGUGCCUGCUUUUAGGUCAUCCAACCUCUUUCCUCUCUGGCCACUCUGCUCCGCACAUUAGAGGGACAGCCAAAGUAAGUGGAGCAUUUGGAAGGAAAGGAAUAUACCACACUGAGGAGUCCAGUUUGUGCAAGACACCCAGUGGAACCAAAACCCAUCGUGGUACGUGAAUUGAAGUCAUCAUAAAAGGUGACCCUUCUGUCUGUAAGAUUUUAUUUUCAAGCAAAUAUUUAUGACCUCAACAAAGAAGAACCAUCUUUUGUUAAGUUCACCGUAGUAACACACAAAGUAAAUGCUACCUCUGAUCAAAGCACCUUGAAUGGAAGGUCCGAGUCUUUUUAGUGUUUUGCAAGGGAAUGAAUCCAUUAUUCUAUUUUAGACUUUUAACGUUCACCUUAAAAUUAGCAUCUGGCUAAGGCAUCAUUUUCACCUCCAUUUCUUGGUUUUGUAUUGUUUUAAAAAAUAACAUCUCUUUCAUCUAGCUCCAUAAUUGCAAGGGAAGAGAUUAGCAUGAAAGGUAAUCUGAAACACAGUCAUGUGUCAGCUGUAGAAAGGUUGAUUCUCAUGCACUGCAAAUACUUCCAAAGAGUCAUCAUGGGGGAUUUUUCAUUCUUAGGCUUUCAGUGGUUUGUUCCUCAGUUUUAAAUGUGCAAUUUUCUUGCUCUUAUUUAAGUGUUCACAAAAGGUAAUAGUCAAUGAGCUCAUCACUUCAUCCAUGCAGGAAGUCAAGCAUUAAAAUGUACUCUUUAUUUCUCACUGGUUUCUCCAUACUGCAGGCUCCCCACAUAUUAUUUUCUUUUUUUAACUCAGCUCAGAAUCCUUAUGCCUUUUGAAUCAGUGUGAUAAAAUGACAGAUGUUUUUGUUGAUUGCCAGAACAGUUUAAACUUUUUUUAAACAAUAAAUCCAAUAAACAUAAUCUCAAGACAGACUCAUAUGACCAUACAGAAAAGUGUGUCAUCUAUUUUUCAAUCCUGUGUAGUUACUUGGAUGUGAAAUAGUAACAAUGGCCCAAAAAUAUUUUCCUGAAGAUUGUGUUUAUAUAAUGUCAUCACCAAUAUUUUGGUCUUUUUGAUCUCUGCUAAAUGUCAAGAUUUCCUUUGUAAAGUGUCGAUCUUCUAAGUAGUUUCUUUAAGACAAUUCUCCUCUUUAACUGAUUUUCUUUGUUGUGAAACACAGUAGAGAUUUGGCAAUCAACCAUUUUACUUGAUCUAGGUAGACAGCCAAGUCAGAUGGCCCAUGCCGAAAAGCUCUCCAUUUUGAACUUUUGUCAGCAUUGAUUAAAAGAAUCAAAUACCUUGUAGUUAUCUAUGACGAUACAAGUAAAAAACUAGGCUGCUGACUUCUGAGUAUUCCUGAGUCUACAACUGUAAAAUUGUAGACUCCAUUGUAAAAUUUGUAUUUUUUCAUCAAUCUGACAAGGCACAAAUAUGUGCCAGAUAUACAAAAGCAAUGUUUCUAGAAAACAGCUAUCAUGGAUGGGAAUAACUGAAUUUACUCUCAGAUCUAUUGGCUAUAGUUAUCUGGACUCAACCCAUGUAUCCAGCAGAUGGGAAAAAACAAAAGCCAAAAUAAGUUUUUUAGUGUUUCCUUCUGAUGAAGUUUCAUGUUUGCUUGUAAUAAUCUCCAUUUCUCAAAUAUUAUGUUCCAUAAUAGACAUACAUUAUGUUUAAUUUUUUAUAUUUUCUGACAAAAGUAACUAAAACUAGGACCUUAAAAAGAUUUAGAAUGUUAAAUAAGUGUACUAGGGUGUAUAUAUUUACAUAUAUACACUACUAGAGCUUCCAAAAGUAAAAUGGAUAAUUCAAACAGAACACAAUGUAAUGUUUGUAUGUAAAUAACUGAGGAGGAAAAUCCAUGCUUUUCAUGGGCUAGGAUGGUUUCUCCCAAGAGAUGACAUAGUAUUGCUUUUGCUCAUCAGGCUGUUUCUCAGCAAUCAUUGUUUCUGCUUAAUACCAGCUCCUAGUACGAAUUAUCUGGCAUGUUGUUGAGAGCAACUUUGUCUUCAAUUAGGACCUGAUCUAUCUUUUUCCACAAAUGUCAUGUGUGUGAACAAGUUUCUUCCAUGUCAUCUUUGAGACUCUACACAGAAUACACAAUAAAGGGAGUUAUUUUUAAAAUAAGACGUUCUAAAGUAAAUAAUAAAUAAGGUCAUUGUCAACGUUUUUCAUUCAAAACCAUUUUUUAAGGUAAAUUUGCUAGAACCACCUUGCAAUUCCAAGGCAAGGAGAGACAUAACAACCCUGACUCAACUAGAUAGGCUAAGGUUUCUGAUAAAAUCUGAAGAUAUAGAAAAUGGAAUAUUCUGCUUUUUUCUUCCUUCUAAUUUCACCCUUGCCUAAGGAUGAGAUUUCUUCCCGGGUUGGUAUUCCAGAAAUGCAGACUGUAGCUAUGGGGCGGAAGCUUUGUUUCUUUACCUGAUCACUUGCUGUGGAAAUUCUAGCUUAUUGUGUUCCAAGUAGUUAGUGGUUUUUCUCCUUCAGUCUCCACUGUUAUUUUGCUCCUUCAUCCCUCUUUCCUUGCCAAUCAUUAGAAAGGAAAGAAGAGGAAAGAGACACGGCUGGAGCACUGGUGAGUCUCUAGGACCCUGCUAUCCUAUCCCAACAGGGCUGUCAGAAGGAGAACUCCUAAUUUGGCCAUUUGAAACACGUCUCAACAUUGAAAUAGACAGUUGCAGUUUUAAAAUAACCUCUUCUAAGACACAGCUAUGAGUAGGUAAGAGAGCAUUCAUUCCCUUCAAUAAUAUGACUGUGUUGAUAAAACUGAUAUCCAUUCACUUGCAAAUUUUAUUAUUGAAUAAGUCUCACUUAGCUCAUUUAAUAUUACCCAAAAGAUGCUAACAAAUUCUGUUUCCCACAUUAUCACAGCAUGCCCUUUACAUCUCAGGAUCCAGGCAAAAGUUGAAAUUCAGAAACAUAGAUAUGAAGUGUAAGAUACAAAGAAAACACCUCUGCAAAGAUUCCGACCACAUUUAUCAAAAAGUCCCCAAAGCAUUCAAAAUCUUUACUUAAGUCAAGUCUAUUUAUACGUUUAAAAGCUAAAAACAAGAUCUUUUUGGUAAUGCUUCAAUUAAAUGUUUUAUCUAAAUAUGUGGAAAUGAUAAGAUGCGUACUGCAUCUCUCACAUAAUAAAGAUAAUCAGUUUUAUACAGACAUAUUCUCCAUCUACUGGCAAUUACCAAGAUAAGAUGGCACUAGAAAUUUCUCCAGCUUACGCCAUGAAUACUGCAGAAGCUGAUACUAUCCGUUGUGGUUUUACAAAUUCUAGAGGUUUCUAGCCAAAGCAACCUAAGAAUAGGACAUGGUAGCUUAAGUUUUUCAGCUUCUCAACUGGCCACACACACGCAACUUGUGGUUGUACAAUUCUUGAGGUCAAUCAGAACCAAAAAAUCUGUUGCUGGAAGAAAUAUUAUCCUCUUCAUAGAAAUAUCCACCAGCAGAAAAUUGGUUUCUCAAGGAAUCCCUACUGCCCUUGUAGAAACAUCAAGAUUCUUGCCUGGAUUCUCAACAUAAGUCUUUACUCACAGGCCUAUUGCUUGGUUUCAGAUGAGUGAGAACAUGAAAGUUCAUAAAUGCCUGGACCACUGCAACUCUAACCACUGUGUUUCCCCCAGUUUGAUAUGGUUCAGGAUACAUAGUCAUAGAACAGGGCAUGCAGAUUGUAUUUAAGACCACUGCAAGUAAGGUCUAAGGCAAAAGUCAAUUAAUGAGUCUGACUCUGGGACAUCCAUUUAAGAGCCAUUUAAUCCAU
This is a messenger RNA of Gorilla gorilla gorilla (western lowland gorilla), 5358 nucleotides long. It is a transcript of the gene OPRM1, whose product is annotated as opioid receptor mu 1. Gene Ontology annotation, cellular component: plasma membrane; neuron projection. The transcript has 4 exons. Gene Ontology annotation, biological process: sensory perception of pain; G protein-coupled opioid receptor signaling pathway; neuropeptide signaling pathway. Gene Ontology annotation, molecular function: morphine receptor activity; beta-endorphin receptor activity; G-protein alpha-subunit binding. Bases 306 to 1508 code for a protein of 400 amino acids. Lineage: Eukaryota; Metazoa; Chordata; Mammalia; Primates; Hominidae. The record is from RefSeq and is a predicted model, not a curated record.